CAGACUGUAUGAUGGAUGCUCUGGGGGCCUCUCCUGCCUGGCUCAGGCUCUGCCAUCUUCCGUGGCCGCCUGACCCCUGGCUCCAGCCCUGGCCAGGGAUUGGUUCAGGCGACCCCUGCCCCCAGCAGCUCACAUGCCUUUGACCCACAGGACAUUGUGACGGAGAGCAACAAAUUCGACCUGGUGGGCUUCAUCCCUUUAUUGCGAGAGAGGAUUUACUCUAACAACCAGUACGCCCGGCAGUUCAUCAUCUCCUGGAUCCUGGUUCUGGAGUCUGUGCCAGACAUUAACCUGCUGGAUUAUUUGCCGGAGAUCCUGGAUGGACUCUUCCAAAUCCUGGGCGACAACGGCAAAGAGAUUCGGAAAAUGUGUGAGGUGGUCCUUGGAGAAUUCUUGAAAGAAAUUAAGAAGAACCCCUCCAGUGUUAAGUUUGCUGAGAUGGCUAACAUCCUGGUGAUCCACUGCCAGACCACGGAUGACCUGAUCCAGCUGACAGCUAUGUGCUGGAUGCGGGAGUUCAUCCAGCUGGCCGGCCGGGUGAUGCUGCCCUACUCUUCUGGGAUCCUGACCGCCGUCCUGCCCUGCCUGGCCUACGAUGAUCGCAAGAAAAGCAUCAAGGAGGUGGCCAAUGUGUGCAACCAGAGCCUAAUGAAGCUGGUCACCCCUGAGGAUGACGAACCCGACGAGCCAAAGCCAGUGGUGCAGAAGCAGGCAGAGCCCAACCCCGACAACUCCUUGGCAAAGCAGGAGGGGACAGCCAGUGGAGGGCCCGAUGGUUCGUGUGACUCCAGCUUCAGUAGCGGCAUCAGUGUCUUCACUCCAGCCAGUGCUGAAAGGGCUCCGGUCACCCUCCACCUCGAUGGGAUUGUGCAGGUGCUGAACUGCCACCUCAGUGACAUGGCCAUCGGGAUGAUGACCAGGAUCGCCGUCCUCAAGUGGCUCUACCAUCUCUACAUCAAGACUCCCCGGAAGAUGUUCCGGCACACGGACAGCCUCUUCCCCAUCCUGCUCCAGACAUUAUCAGAUGAAUCUGAUGAGGUUAUCCUGAAGGAUCUGGAGGUGUUGGCAGAAAUUGCUUCCUCCCCCGCAGGCCAGACGGAUGACCCAGGUCCCCUUGAUGGCCCUGACCUCCGGGUCAACCACUCAGAGCUCCAAGUGCCACCCUCCAGCAGAGCUGGCCUGCUGAACACUCCCGGUACCAAAGGUUUGGAAUGUUCUCCUUCCACUCCCACCAUGAACUCCUACUUUUAUAAGUUCAUGAUCAACCUUCUCAAGAGAUUCAGCAGUGAACGGAAGCUCCUGGAGGUCAGAGGCGCCUUCAUCAUCAGGCAGCUCUGCCUCCUGCUGAAUGCGGAGAACAUCUUCCACUCGAUGGCAGACAUCCUGCUCCGGGAAGAGGACCUCAAGUUCGCCUCGACCAUGGUCCACACUCUCAACACCAUCCUGCUUACAUCCACUGAACUAUUCCAGCUGCGAAACCAGCUCAAGGACCUGAAGACCCCGGAGAGUCAGAACCUCUUCUGCUGCCUGUACCGCUCCUGGUGCCACAACCCAGUCACCACGGUGUCCCUCUGCUUCCUCACCCAGAACUACCGGCAUGCCUAUGACCUCAUCCAGAAGUUCGGGGACCUGGAGGUCACUGUGGAUUUCCUCACAGAGGUGGACAAGCUGGUGCAGCUGAUCGAGUGCCCUAUCUUCACAUAUCUGCGCCUGCAGCUGCUGGACGUGAAGAACAACCCGUACCUGAUCAAGGCCUUGUACGGCCUGCUCAUGCUGCUGCCCCAGAGCAGCGCCUUCCAGCUGCUGUCUCACCGGCUCCAGUGCGUGCCCAACCCCGAGCUGCUGCAGACAGAAGACGGUCUGAAGGCAGCCCCCAAGUCGCAGAAAGCAGACUCCCCAAGCAUCGACUACGCAGAGCUGCUGCAGCACUUCGAGAGGGUCCAGAAGAAGCACCUGGAAGUGAGGCAUCAGCGGAGUGGGCGUGGGGAUCACCUGGACCGGAGGGUUGUCCUCUGACAGGACUGCCAUGGAGAAGGGCCCAUGGAGGGUCCCAUGGAGCACUUAGGGUCUUCUGGCCCCCUCCCCACAGAGCCCGGGGACCUGCCUCAGGGGCAGAGCUGGGCCAGGCCACCAGCCCAGGGCAGGGUAGAGGGGCAGAGGCUCUGUCCACUCACACUCCUCUCACAGGCCCCAGGCCCCCAGACAGUCGCCUGCACUCUGGCAUUCAUAGAGCUGGCUUCCCACCAGGGUGGGACUGCAGCCUCAGAAGCUCCCAUCUUCUGGAAUCACGUUCUUUCUAAUGCUCUCUUGACCUCCCGAGCCCACUAGAGCUCUGGCCUCAUGCAUUCGUGUGUGUACAUAUGUGUAUACACACCUGUGUGCACAUAGGGACCAGCACAGAAGUCCGUAUGAAUGAUGCACCCCCUGCCCCAAUAAAGAAAGGACAGAAAACCCUCAACCCA
Vicugna pacos (alpaca) is the source of this 2462-nucleotide messenger RNA. RefSeq names its product protein VAC14 homolog. Lineage: Eukaryota; Metazoa; Chordata; Mammalia; Artiodactyla; Camelidae. Gene Ontology annotation, cellular component: endosome membrane; PAS complex. The record is from RefSeq and is a predicted model, not a curated record. Gene Ontology annotation, biological process: phosphatidylinositol biosynthetic process.